This is a messenger RNA of Schizophyllum commune H4-8, 490 nucleotides long. RefSeq lists its product as uncharacterized. The record is from RefSeq and is a predicted model, not a curated record. Lineage: Eukaryota; Fungi; Basidiomycota; Agaricomycetes; Agaricales; Schizophyllaceae. The transcript has a single exon. The coding region runs from base 100 to 372 and encodes 90 amino acids.
UCGCCGCCACGCGCUCGAAGGCCGCCAAUCCACACACGGUCAGCCCCCGCACCGGCAUUCGCCACGCGCUGAUCCCGCUGAUGCCCCGCUGAUGUAUAUAUGACAUGCGGCGCCUAUAAAGUUACACCGCCGCGCGGUUGCAGACGUCCCGCCUGCCCUGCCCGUGCCCACCACCCACCCGCCGCCUCGAGGCGCGCCCGCCCGACUCCGCCCGAUCGACCCAGAGCAGGCGCCCCGAUCGCCCGAGUGCAGGCGAUCCCCAACAUCGACCUCGUUUUUGGGAGCUGGGGAGACUUGUCCGCGUCCGCUACGAUCGCUCUGACUUUGCUGCUCGCUUUUCCCGGCCGUCAUACACGAUACGGCGCGUUUUGAAGAUCCCGCUACGACCUCGCAUACUCAUCCCGGCCACGCUGUUUCCUACCUCAACGAUCACCAUCCCGUCCUCCUCUUCCACCACCACCACCACAUUAGCGCCACCAUGCAACCCCGC